Molecule: messenger RNA, 1197 nt
Organism: Exophiala mesophila
Lineage: Eukaryota; Fungi; Ascomycota; Eurotiomycetes; Chaetothyriales; Herpotrichiellaceae
Exons: 1
Coding region: 258-1109 (283 amino acids)
Molecular function (GO): gamma-glutamylcyclotransferase activity
Source: RefSeq, a predicted model, not a curated record
CCUGGAUCACCCUCGUCGUCGUUCCCCACACUCAUUUUAGUACAGAAUCACGCGGAUCAUGAAUCCAAAUCAUUGUGUCUUAUAAUCUGCCAUCGACUAGAGAAAACUCGCAGCCACUUUCACCUUGAAAUCCAAGUGACAAUCACCUGGUAUGGACAUCUGAUAUUCAGUACUUUCUGGCGACGACAAGUACACGCCGUACCACAUACAACGAAGCUUUCCCUCCUAUACAUAAUUCAAGUGAAGGCAUUACAAUCAUGGCAAACCCUUCAGACCCACCCUCCACCACCACCACCAGUACCACUCUCCACACAUCCAGCCAAACAGGAACAUUCAAUUUCGCAUAUGGAUCGAAUCUCUCACCCUACCAAGUCUCACUCCGCCUCCAAGCCAGUCGCGAAAGCAGUAUUCCCGUGGCCGUGGCACGAUUGGAUUCAUUCUCAUGGAUAAUCUGUUCACGCGGAUACGGCAACAUCGUUGCCCUUCCUCCACCUCCUCCACCUUCGUCCACCACCACUGCCACCAUCUCAGAUCCAAUCGCCACUCAAGUCUACGGAAUCAUCUACAACCUAUCGCCACGCGACGAGGAAACUCUAGAUGAAUAUGAAGGCCAUGAUCCAAUCCGUAAUCCAACUCCAACACCCAAUCCAUCUCCUUCAGAAGUCGAACGGCGUCGGAAACCGUUUCUUCAAGGCGGUUGGGAUUAUAAUAAACUCUAUGUCCCGGUCACAGUGACGAAAUGGUUACAGGAUCCGCGUGAGUAUGGGGUGGAUGUGUCGAGUGGAGAUGGAGGUGGGGAUGUUGUGACGGUGUCGGUCUACGUCGAUGAAUUGAGAACCGAGCCUGGAAUAAUCUCGUUCGAAUAUAUUGGUCGCAUGAACCGUGCGAUACGCGAGAGUGUGGCUUUGGGUGUACCGGAGAGGUGGGUGGAGACGGUGAUAAGACCGUUUGUUCCAAGCGGGAUUGAGGUUGCUGAUGAGCAGUAUAUUGGUGAUAGAGAUGGGUUUAUUGAGGGGGAAAAUGGGAGGGAUGUUAGAGAGGGGAAUGGGAGUCAGGUUACUCAUGUAGUCGAUGCUGAUGAUGAUGAUGAUGACACGAAGGCUGUGUAGGUAGGUGUAGAUAUGUUAUGUUAUGGGUUUAUAUGUACAUAUGUACAUACCUAGAUAUAUACAUAGAUGGAUAGACAGAUAGAUGGAG